Messenger RNA from Coccinella septempunctata (seven-spotted ladybird), 486 nucleotides. RefSeq names its product THAP domain-containing protein 2-like. Bases 14 to 184 code for a protein of 56 amino acids. Gene Ontology annotation, molecular function: sequence-specific DNA binding. Lineage: Eukaryota; Metazoa; Arthropoda; Insecta; Coleoptera; Coccinellidae. The record is from RefSeq and is a predicted model, not a curated record. The transcript is spliced from 2 exons.
GUAGUAAGCAAUCAUGCCUUGGACUUGUGCUGCAUUCAAUUGCAAGGCUCGAUAUAAGAAAGGCGAAAAUUUGAAAUUUCAUUCCUUUCCGAAGGAUGAAAUAUUAAGGAAAAAAUGGACUUUAGCUUUGAGGAGAAUAAAUUUUAACCCGUCAGCUAGUUCAGCUAGCUCCGACAGGACCUAGACAAUAAAAUCACGAACUAGAGGGAAGAACUUCAGCAUACAUCAGAGCUCAAUCCUGUUGAUAUUUCUGAAAUCCAGGAUGAGUGAAUGUUUUCCUUAGCGGAGAGUGUGAAAGCAUACAGAAGGUUUUUCUUCUGAGCUGGAAAUCAUUUGUACACCCAAUUAGACAAACGGCCUUUUUACUAAUUUUGGAAAUAAUUAGUUUAUUUUCAGAAGUAAGUUUUUUACUGUUUUUAUAGAGAAAAAUUAAAAUAAUUUUAUGCCAGGCCAAGAAGAAGGCUACAAGGCCGAGUAUUGACGGUA